This is a messenger RNA of Cetraspora pellucida, 356 nucleotides long. The record is from the annotation of a GenBank genome assembly. NCBI's taxonomy places the organism in Eukaryota, Fungi, Glomeromycota, Glomeromycetes, Diversisporales, Gigasporaceae.
UUGUGGGGAGUAGCACGAGAUAUUACACAAAAGGCAGUUCGAUUUCGGCGACAUGAUGUUCUUAAAAAACUACAGGAUUUAUUAACUGAAAUACAAGAGGAUAUAUUAGCAAAUGACUCUAAUAAUGACGGUGAGGAGAUGUGUAGUGACAGCAAUAAUGAUAACAAUGAGGAUGAUAAAGAAAAUGAUCUAUUGGCUGAAGUAUCUCUUCAAAACCCCAAGAGGCGUAAACCGAAAGGACGUCCCAAGAGUUCUAAACGAAUCAAACGAUCAGAAGAAUUGAAGCCAGCUAAGCGCCAAAAUCAGUGUGGAAAUUGCGGAGAAUAUGGACACUAUAGGCCUAAAUGUUCAAAAAA